CUGCUGUGCAUUAUGGCUAAUGGUGAUAGAACCAAUACAGAGGAAUUGUUGCGAAUUAGCAGUCGCUGGACACUUACUGUACUGUACACCGUAGCUAUAAGUUUAGAUUCGAAACUGCAAAACACGCCCCAUCUUGGAUCUGUACGUCGAAUACAGAUCCGAAAUGGCGUCCAAAGCUCUUUAGUCUGUGAGCUGUAUCGGAUUUAAAGACCUGCAGGCACUUGAUACGGACAUCCCAGGCCUGUCAGUUGUUCAAGUUGAAAGAGAAACUCGGGAGUAGUGUGGGGGAUUGUACCUUUCUCCAAAUGGAGGUGGAAAACUGGAGAUAGAACAUUUUCAAACUCCGACUAUUAAAGAGUGGCCAUGGGUGACACGGACAUGGAGCUCUCGGCUCCUCAGGUGGAGGAACUUCAGCAGAGCCCCUCCCCCUCCGCCUCGCCCUCCCCCAGCCACCUCCUCCACCCGGCCAGCGCGGGGAGCAGCGACAUCCCUCGAGGCCCCAGCCCGCCCCUGGGCAUCAUCUCGGAGGGCACGGGGGAGGUGCCCGUGGUCAUCGACCCCGAGGUGGCCAAGAAGGCCUGCCAAGAGGUCCUGCAGAAGGUCAAGCUUUUGAAGGGCGAGAGCGAGGGCGUGGAGGCCGUGGCUGAGCAGGGUCUGGUCAACGGGGACGCCCAUCCGGACCCCGCAGAGGGCGGGGUGGUCAAGCCUCCCGAGAUCCGGCAGGAGCCGGAGGAGCCGCUCCCCGGCACCGUGAAGAGCGCCCGGCGCCGUCAGAAGAACAACUCCUCCAAGCAGUCCUGGCUCCUGCGGCUCUUCGAGUCCAAGCUGUUCGACGUCUCCAUGGCCAUCUCCUACCUGUACAACUCCAAGGAGCCGGGCGUGCAGGCCUACAUCGGCAACCGGCUGUUCAGCUUCCGCUACGAGGACGUGGACUUCUACCUGCCGCAGCUGCUCAACAUGUACAUCCACAUGGACGAGGACGUGGGAGACGCCAUCAAGCCCUACGUGGUGCACCGCUGCCGGCAGAGCAUCAGCUUCUCGCUGCAGUGCGCCUGGCUGCUGGGGGCGUACUCCUCCGACAUGCACAUCUCCACCCAGCGCCACUCGCGCGGCACCAAGCUGCGCAAGCUCAUCCUCUCGGACGAGCUGAAGCCGGCCAGCCAGCGGCUGCGGCGGGAGCUGCCCCCCUGCCCGCCCCCCGUGCUCAGCCACGCCCUGCCGGAGCACGGCCUCUCGCCCUCCAAGCGCACGCACCAGCGCUCCAAGUCGGACGCCACCGUCAGCAUCAGCCUCAGCAGCAACCUGAAGAGGACAGCCAGCAACCCCAAGGUGGAGAGCAGCCAGGACGAGCCCGUGCGGUUGACGCCCCAGCGGGAGUUCAUCAAGUCCCUGAUGGGCAUCGGGAAGCGCCUGGCCACGCUGCCCACCAAGGAGCAGAAGACCCAGCGGCUCAUCUCCGAGCUGUCGCUGCUCAACCACAAGCUGCCGGCCCGGGUGUGGCUGCCCACCGCCGCCUUCGACCAGCACGUCGUGCGCGUGCCCCACACCCAGGCCGUGGUGCUCAACUCCAAAGACAAGGCACCGUACCUGAUCUAUGUGGAGGUGCUGGAGUGUGAGAACUUCGAGACGUCAAACGUGCCGGUGCGGAUCCCAGAGACGCGUAUCCGCAGCACGCGCUCCGUGGAGAACCUUCCGGACUGCGGCAUCACGGCCGAGCAGCGGGCUGGGAGCUUCUCCACCGUGCCCAACUACGACAACGACGACGAGGCCUGGUCUGUGGACGACAUCGGAGAGCUGCAGGUGGAGCUCCCAGAGAUCCACACCAACAGCUGUGACAACAUCUCCCAGUUCUCUGUGGACAGCAUCACCAGCCAGGAGAGCAAGGAGCCCGUGUUCAUCGCCGCGGGCGACAUCAGGCGGCGUCUGUCGGAGCAGUUGGCUCACACCCCCACCACAUUUAAGAGGGACCCGGAGGACCCCUCAGCUGUGGCCCUCAAAGAGCCCUGGGAGGAGAAAGUCAGACGAAUUAGGGAAGGCUCCCCCUACGGUCACCUGCCGAACUGGCGUCUGCUCUCUGUCAUCGUCAAGUGUGGAGACGACCUUCGACAAGAGCUGCUGGCCUUCCAAGUGCUCAAACAACUGCAGUCGAUUUGGGAGCAGGAGCGGGUUCCCCUGUGGAUCAAGCCCUACAAGAUCCUGGUGAUCUCGUCGGACAGCGGCAUGAUCGAGCCGGUGGUCAACGCCGUGUCCAUCCACCAGGUGAAGAAGCAGAGCCAGCUGUCCCUGUUGGACUACUUCCUGCAGGACCACGGUAACUACACCACAGAGGCCUUCCUGACCGCCCAGCGCAACUUCGUCCAGAGCUGCGCCGGCUACUGCCUGGUCUGCUACCUGCUGCAGGUGAAGGACAGGCAUAACGGGAACAUCCUGCUGGACGCCGAAGGCCACAUCAUCCACAUCGACUUUGGCUUCAUCCUGUCCAGCUCUCCCCGGAACCUGGGCUUCGAGACCUCGGCCUUCAAGCUCACCAGCGAGUUUGUGGAUGUAAUGGGUGGCCAGGACGGGGACAUGUUUAACUACUACAAGAUGCUGAUGCUGCAGGGCCUCAUUGCAGCAAGGAAGCACCAUGAGAAGGUGGUCCAGAUCGUGGAGAUCAUGCAGCAAGGUAGCUCCCAGCUGCCCUGCUUCCACGGCUCCAGCACCAUCCGCUACCUGAAGGAGCGCUUCCACAUGAACCUGACCGAGGAGCAGCUGCAGGUGCUCGUGGAGCAGAUGGUGGACGGGUCCAUGCGCUCCAUCACCACCAAGCUGUACGACGGCUUCCAGUACCUCACCAACGGCAUCAUGUGAACGACACACAGACACACACACACACACACACACACACACACAAGCGAGCCGGAUAGAACUUGUGUACACAGACUGAAGGAGACGGGAGAAGCAUACAGAUGACAGACUGCGCUUCUCCCGAUGCUGCCUUGUGUGUCUCAUCUCUGCCUGUGGACUGAGAGCUCGGCUGCACCCCCUGGGUUUGAACAGACCAGGUCCCAGCUGUGCAGUUCUCCUCAGCCCCACCUCCUCACAAUUUACCCCUCCCAUGUUUUUCACCUCAAGGCUACGAACCCCUUUCUCAUACACUUGUGGUUUAAUUGGCCUUUGAGGAACGUGUCCAUAGUCAUGUACCACUCAGGUCUUCAGUUUUACUCUGCCCUGGCCACUGCCCAUGUUCCUUGCCCCCCUGCAUGGCCCCUGCCUUUGGAGUCUUUCUCAUGGUGUGAAUUAUUUGGGUAUGGACUGUGCAUCAACUGUGCAGGUAUGAAAUGGUGGUCCUCAUCAUUCCUAGGGAAGUUUACAGGUGUCCAUCAAAGUGUCACUGCAGUGGAUCCGAGUCAGAACCAUGGUGAUAUGAGAGGACUGGUAAAAUCCAUGUGGGGCCACAGGAUUUGCCCAGCUUCCCCUUGUCCAGGGUCCAGUAUUCACAACAAGUGUGAUCAGAGAGCUACAGAGGUGUCAGUGCAAGCUUCAUAACAGAGUGACUCUGCCUUGACAAGUCCAAUCCAAUUCAGUGCAAGUGCACUGAAUUAUUUCUCCACUGAAUUCUGCAGUAUUGUUAAAGUCUGAUUUGGCAGUAGUGUUUUGGAGUCGUACUUUAAUCAGUAGGAACUGCAAGGUCUAAUGCCUUUCAUUCUAUAUUGCUCACACAGUGGUCUAGGUCUUUGGGUGGUUGGCAAGAGGAUGAGAAAGUAUAGGAAUAGGAACAAUUUAUUUCUUCCCUUACAAAGCUUUACAAAAUAAUUAGAACACUGACAGUACACGCAUCCUAUUGCAUAAUAGGUAUGAUGAAAAUGACUUCCAUUUCCAAUUAGUCCCCUUACGAAGAUUUACAAAAUAAGGAAAACACUUGCAGGAAUCCUAUUGUGCAAGAAGAGUAGAGUGUAGAGUUUUUAAAUUAAAAUGUGUUUUUAAGGUAUUGGAAGCACAAGAGUAAUCCUGAGACUAAUUCCUAUAACCCUUUUUGUAUAGACAUGUUAGUGGUCUAAUUUUGAUAUUUUUUUGCAUUUCAGGUACGUAGCAUCUGUUGUCAUGCUGAACUAGCCUAUAUAAUUGCAUUCAUAACAACUCAUGGAGUGUAGAACUAAGAGUGGUAAAAUGUAAUCUAAUGUAUAGAUUCAGCCAAAGAUCACUGCUGUCUUCUUGUUUGGUAGCUUAUGGAUGGUGCAUAUUGCACCACUUCCUACUGCCAGGUCUGGAUUUCAUAUGUAUAGAGAAUUUGAGCAGUGCUGUGGUUCUGGGCUUCUACCUGUCCUCAUAGAAACCCAUAUGAUGUUUGAGUUUGGUUCAUGAAAACAGUGAUGUUUAAAAGCACAUACUCGAUGGCAGGGGCUUUCAAGAUGAAGAGGGACAUUUUUGCACGCUCUGAGCCACAUUAAAUCUCACUGGGCUGAGAAACAAACAGGUAGCUUGGUUCUCUGAGGGUAGAAAAUGUGUUUUCCUUGUAUACCUAAUCCUGGAAAAGGCACAUUGACUAUAAAAGCAAAUGGACAUGACAAGUGAAGAAAUGCAUCGAUCACUUCAAGCUGAACUCGUGGAUGGGAAGACCAAAGUGUGAACAAUCUGUCAGGCUGAAGUUCUUUACACUUGUGUGGCGACAAAGGAACACGUCUGUCUUUGCCCCCCAUAACCCCUUCGGCCUCAUUCUCAAAUGUAUAAACCAAUUGACAAAACUAUUGGUAACUUUAGUUCAUACAAUCGUCAUGAUGGCAAUUAAACCACUAACUCAGAACAGCAGUGACGACAUUGAAGAAAUUAAGCUGCUGUUGCUUGUAUCUGAUCAGUUUGUGCUCUAGAUGCAGUGUAAACUCCCCUUGUAUUUGGGUAGGAGGAAGAUUUACGAUUUACCGUGGUAUUGUUUUACAAACCCAAGCUAGCCAAGAAAGAAAUGAAAUCCGCAAAAAAAGAAACAACCUGGAGCUGUACAUGUG
Molecule: messenger RNA, 4982 nt
Organism: Conger conger (European conger)
Lineage: Eukaryota; Metazoa; Chordata; Actinopteri; Anguilliformes; Congridae
Gene: pi4kb
Product: phosphatidylinositol 4-kinase, catalytic, beta
Exons: 11
Coding region: 364-2850 (828 amino acids)
Biological process (GO): phosphatidylinositol-mediated signaling; phosphatidylinositol phosphate biosynthetic process
Cellular component (GO): cytoplasm; membrane
Molecular function (GO): 1-phosphatidylinositol 4-kinase activity
Source: RefSeq, a predicted model, not a curated record